This is a messenger RNA of Chinchilla lanigera (long-tailed chinchilla), 1463 nucleotides long. Its product is annotated as translation initiation factor IF-2-like. NCBI's taxonomy places the organism in Eukaryota, Metazoa, Chordata, Mammalia, Rodentia, Chinchillidae. The record is from RefSeq and is a predicted model, not a curated record.
AGGUCGGAGCGGGAGCCCGCGGGUGCCUCGCGCCCCCCGCACUUGGACUUGCAGAGGGAUCGGCACCUUCUUUUAAACUUUCCUCUCCCUCUUUUUUAAGACCUGGGAAAACGCAAAUUCUAGAGGAAGUUAGUUCUCAGAAUGCCUCUGCCCGCCGUGGGCAGGGGCGGGGUGCGAGCGGGGACUGGAGGUGGAAAAAUAGCUGGAUGCCUUCUGAGCCGGGUUUUUUUUUUCCCUCCGGUAGAGGCGAAGUGGUGUCAUCUGCAAGGCAUUUCUCGAGGAAGGGACUUUGCUGGUUUUGCUCCAAACCCUUCCAUGUCGAAGGGCUGAUACCGACUUUCCCCAAACUAAAAUGGCUUCAAAAUUCCCAUCUCUGUAACUAGCUUGGCACGGCUGCCGGCACGGCCCUACUCACGCCAGGCAGGUUGGUUUCUUGGAAAGGUUUUGGAAGGUUUGUGUCUGCGCUGUGCAGUUGUAGGUUUUCCACGGAAGCCCUUGCUCAUCCCAAACCUGUUUUUGUGAAUGAUGGUUUGGAUUAUUGCCCGAACUUGGGCUCUGAAAUUUAUUUUAAAUGGGUGAUGUACUUCCCAGGGGAUGAAAAUGAAAAGCUCUAUAAAUGCGAAUUAUGUUCUUAACCAUAAACUUUAUAGGGGAAACCGACCCUAAAACUUGGGGUGUCUGUAAGUCUAUGCCCGGUAAAGUAUGAAUCCGGAGGUUUGUAAACCCCAGGAGCACGUGUUGGCUUUUGCUUUUAGCCAGGAGGCUUCACACAAGGGCUUGUUCUAGAAACGUACAGUGGUACCCAGUACCCGUGGUGCUAGUGAUAGUAUGGGGUUUCCUUCCUGUUAGCUCUGCAGUGAGGUGGUAAUGAGCAGUAGCAUGGUUCGUUCAAUGAUGUGUGUACUGGUUUGUUGGGCGGGAUUCUGCUUUCUAGGAAAUAGCGCUGCAUUAAAACAUCAGAGAACUUUUUAAGUGCUCUCUUGCAGAGUACAGCCCUCACCCUGUUAAACAGCCAUUCAAGUUUCUCGUGUUGCUCCCGUUAGCGCGGCCUCCUGUGAGUUUUGGAUUGUGUGCUCUACUUCUGGCUCAGACAGAUAGGGGUUUUUCUAAAAUGAGGAUUUUGCACUGUGAGGAAUUUUGUCCAAUGCAUGUGCAUACGAGUCCUGCAGUUUGUAUUAGGUGUUUUAUUUUUCUGUGUGAGACAGCAAAAGACAUGAAAAGGUUUUUCCGUAGCAGUCACUUUAGUGAGGACCUCCAGUUUCUAAACUGCAAGUGCUUCCAGGGUGGCCAAUGAGGUGGCCCACAGAGCGGUUCCCACAGUACUGUGCCCUGGAAGGACCCCCGGGGUUUGCGGCGGGCGUGGCAAGGUGUCAUGGCCUUGGCUGAAACCACACUGCAGGUGCCUGGCCUUUCCUGCGGUAGUGUAAUCUUACUCGGGCUUGUGCAUCACAGUGGUGAACAAG